This is a messenger RNA of Helianthus annuus (common sunflower), 3366 nucleotides long. Its product is annotated as kinesin-like protein KIN-14I. The record is from RefSeq and is a predicted model, not a curated record. Lineage: Eukaryota; Viridiplantae; Streptophyta; Magnoliopsida; Asterales; Asteraceae. Gene Ontology annotation, molecular function: ATP binding; microtubule motor activity; microtubule binding. Bases 148 to 3132 code for a protein of 994 amino acids. Gene Ontology annotation, biological process: microtubule-based movement. The transcript has 20 exons.
UAAUAAUAAUAAUUUAGCCCCGUAUAAAGCAGAGACAGCCAGCUAGAAAAAAGCAAAAAUGGCGAAUAUUAGUGUUAUUGUUACACCUCAGUAUUAGCAUUCAAGCAAGCAAGCAAGCUUCCUUCACAGCCCCACCUUUAGUUGGUGAUGGCGCUGUCGUUCUCGGUGGCGAAUGUGAUGGAAGAUGUUCUUCAACAACAUGAUAAUCGAUCUAGAGAACUGGAUUUGGAUUCUCGUAGAGCAGAGGAAGCUGCAACAAGAAGAUAUGAAGCCACUGUUUGGAUUAGAAAAAUGAUUGGAGUUGUUGGGGCUAGAGAUUUGCCUGCAGAGCCUUCUGAGGAAGAAUUUAGGCUUGCUUUAAGAAGUGGGCAGGUUCUAUGCUAUGUGAUCAAUAAGGUCGAGCCAGGAGCUGUGACUAAGGUAGUUGAAGGUCCGUGUGAUUCGGCAUCUGUGCCUGAUGGAGCAGCUUUAUCUAUAUAUCAAUGUUUCGAAAACGUUAGGAACUUUCUGGUUGCUGUAGAACAAAUGGGACUGCCUACCUUUGAGGCAUCUGAUUUGGAACAAGGAGGCAAGUCGUCUAGAAUUGUGAAUUGUGUUCUAGCGCUCAAAUCCUUCCAUGAGUGGAAACAAACAGGUGCGAACGGGGUGUGGAAAUUUGGUGGAAAUGUGAAACCAGUCGCGCCUAGCAAGAACUUUAUACGCAAGAACUCAGAACCGUUCAAGAAUUCGUUGUCAAGGAAUAUUUCAAUGAAUGAAACAUCCAUGAAUGCUCAGUUAGUUGAAACUGAAAAUAGCAAAAUGCCUAAUUCAUCGUUAAAUAUGCUUGUCCGUGCAGUUCUAAUGGAUAAGAAACCAGACGAGGUUCCCGUUCUUGUAGAAUCUGUGCUAAGUAAGGUCAUGGAAGAAUUUGAGAAUCGAAUUGCUAAUCAAUUCGAAUUGAAAAACACAUCCGCUAAAGACGCCCCUACCGGAAACAAGACUUUUUUAAAACCCACUUCUGAUGAAAUAAAGGUGGAAGACAAAAAACGCGCGGUUGUAAAGAAAAAUCAGAACUUUCAUGAGAACUCCAUUCCUGAUGAAGAAAAGAAAAGAAGACAACAGAAAUAUCAAAUGCUUUUUGAUAUACAAGAAAAAGAUAUCAAAGAUUUGAAACAAACUCUCUCAGUCAUAAAAUCCGGUAUGCAGUUCAUGCAAAUGAAAUUCCAUGAUGAGAUUCAGAACUUUGGUAUGCAUGUUCAUGGUUUAGCUAAUGCUGCUUCUGGAUAUCAUAGAGUUCUAGAGGAAAAUCGAAAGCUAUAUAAUCAGGUCCAAGAUCUUAAAGGAAAUAUAAGAGUCUACUGUCGGGUGCGACCCGGAAAGUUGAAUUUGCAGAGUGUUGUUGAUAACAUAGAAGAAGGAACAAUUACCAUAAAUACCCCUGCCAAAUACGGAAAAGGAUGUAGAUCAUUUAACUUCAACAAAGUGUUUGGGCCUUCGGCAACCCAAGCUGAGGUUUUUGCAGAUACUAGGCCCCUCAUUCGCUCUGUUCUUGAUGGUUACAAUGUUUGUAUCUUUGCUUAUGGUCAAACUGGAUCAGGAAAAACACAUACAAUGACUGGACCAAAAGAUCUUACAGAGGACAGUCAAGGAGUUAAUUAUAGGGCGUUGAGCGAUUUGUUUUUUCUCGCGGAACAGAGGAAGGAUACCUUUGAAUAUAACGUGUCUGUUCAAAUGAUCGAGAUUUAUGACGAACAAGUUCGGGAUCUGCUUGCUACUGAGGGCUUAAACAAAAGAUUAGAAAUUCGCAACAAUUCACAGAACGGAUUCAACGUCCCAGAUGCUAGCCUGGUCCAGGUGGCGUCAAUGUAUGAUGUUAUCGAGCUGAUGAACCUAGGCCAAAGAAACCGUGCCGUUGGUGCAACUGCUCUCAAUGACCGCAGUAGUCGCUCCCACAGUUGCUUGACUGUACAUGUCCAAGGGAAAGAUCUAACAUCCGGAAAUGUUCUUCGUGGUUGUAUGCAUUUGGUUGAUCUAGCUGGCAGUGAACGCGUUGACAAAUCUGAGGUGGCUGGAGACAGAUUAAAAGAGGCACAACAUAUUAACAAAUCUUUAUCAGCGUUGGGCGAUGUGAUUUCAUCUCUUGCUCAAAAGAACUCACAUGUGCCUUACAGAAACAGCAAACUCACACAAUUACUUCAAGAUUCACUUGGAGGGCAAGCAAAGACACUGAUGUUUGUUCAUAUAAGCCCGGAAGUUAACGCUGUCGGUGAAACACUUAGCACACUUAAGUUUGCUGAACGGGUUGCAACGGUUGAACUUGGUGCGGCCCAAGUACAUAAAGAUAGUUCGGACGUGAAAGACCUUAAAGAACAGAUUGCCAAUCUUAAGGCGGCUCUUGCAAAGAAAGAAGGGGAUCAGGAAAACGUGCAACACAAGGUAUCUGGAAGUCCAGGUGGCAAACUGUCAUCCCGUUCCCCUCCUAUCUUACAACAGAUAGAUUCAUACCAUGAGCCAAAGAAUCGUAGGAAGCCGAGGCCGGAAGUAAGCAAUGCUGAGAGUGGUAAGAAAUCUAGGAUAAGGCAGAAAACACAAAGCUUUGAUUUAGACGAACUACUAGCGAAUUCACCACCGUGGCCUCCGGUAAGCGGUGCAGGAGAAGCGUAUCUAGAAGAUGACAGAGACACAGGCUCUGCUGACUGGGUUGAUAAGGUCAUGGUAAACAAACAAGACGCAGCCCGAUGUUGGGAAACAGAAAAUGCUGGAAAUUCUGAUGCAUUUUACCAAAAAUACGUUCCGGAUUCUUCCAAAUUAUACUCGGAACAAUCUUAUACAGUGUUUGAAGGUGGAAGUGGGUUCGAGAUUGUGACUACUGAUGGUGUGGAUGAACUUGAUGCCGCUACCAGUGACUCAUCUGAGCCUGAUCUGCUUUGGCAAUUCAAUCAUUCUAAACUUCCGACAAUGUCCAGACUUAAUAAUAAUUCUACUGGAAAACCGACAAAAAGCCCGGAUUUGAGGUCAAUGAUUCCAAGAUUUUUGCCUUCACCUUCACGGAAAGCAACCAAUGUCGGUAGCCACUCUCAGCCGCCAGUGCGCGGUGGAAGACAGGUAACCGGUGGUGAAAUGAAGAAGAAAACUGGGAACAGGAAGCAGUGAAGUGUAACAUGACAUGAUUUUUUUUUUUUUUUUUUUUUUCACAUAGAUAGUGAGUGAGAGUGAUGAGAGGGAUUACAUAUAUUUUUAUUAUUUUCCCUAUUUUGUUGGGUUUCAUGAACUGUGAAAUAGUUGUUGUAACUUGUAAAUUCCGCAACAAUACCAGUUGUGUGUAUCUGUUUGCUACGAAGGUUCUUUUGACCAACAAAAUAAUGCAUGACACUCUUUGUUUGCACA